UAAAAAGAUUAAUCCAUCCUAUAAAAUGCAUGAGUACAGAUUGACGCCUUUUAACGACAUCAAAAUUGUUCAUCAAUCGGAGCAAUCGCGAUGGUACAACACAGCCCACUGUGACUGAAAAAAAAACCAAAAAAAAAACAGGAUUUAUCAAUGAGUCGAAAAAAAAAUCUGUGAAAUAACGGUGUAAAAAUUUCUAACCAGUGAGAAGCGAGGCGAUUAUCAUCAAUUCUCUGUAUCAGUGAAGUGCGUGGAUAAUUUAAGCUUGAUAAACGAUUUCCUACGGACCGUCACUCACAGCCAUGUGGCACUGCAACUUUAAAAACAGUUUUCCCGGUCGACUGAUAAUUCAUUUUCGAAAAAUCUCAGACUAUAUUUGAGUGAUUAAUUGUUGUGUUUGCGAACAUCAUAAUUGAAUAAAAAACACGAAGUGUUUGUCCCCAAACAAAACGUCGGCAGAACUAUGCACUUGUUUGUUAAAAAUGCCUUGUGAAACGAAUGCUUGAUGCGACGAAGAAAGGAUGGAAUGUAAAAAAAGAAGUUAUUUGGAAAAAUUCUGAUCUCGUUUUCCAGUAGAUGCAUCAAAGAGUGAAUAUUGUCGAGAAGGCACCUUAUAUUAAGGCAUGCCUGGUGACGAUCUAAAUGUGUCACUUUUGACAGGAGCUCAUUGGGUGAAGUUGGUGCAUUCCGAUCCCAGCAGUGAAUCGAUUGCUCAACGAUAAAAUCCGAUAUUAAAAUAAUGGCCGGAGUCGUCAGAUUCCUCUUUGCAAUAAUGCUUUGCAUAGCAAACAUGAUAAUUUACGGUCUCAAAGUAAAUAUUUCAACCGCCAUCAUCGGAAUGGUAAAAUCGCAUAAAAAUCACAGCGGUGAUGCCUUUGACGAGUGUCCAGAUUUUCAGCAAAAUGAGGAUCUCUCAACGACCGACCUCGAUGGACCUUUCGAGUGGUCCAGCACCCAACAAGGCUUGGUCGUCAGUUUGUAUUUCGCCGGUUAUUUUGUGGGCAUGUUUCCUGCUGGAUAUUUCGCCGAUCGUUUCAACACAAAAUGGGUGCUCUUAAUCUGCAUAUUCUUCAAUUCGAUAUUCACGCUGUUGGUGCCAUUGGCUGCGAGCAGGAUCGGAGUACUUUUGGCACUAAGAUUUAUUACCGGUCUCGUGAGUUCGGCAAAUCUUCCGGUGGUAAAUGUGCUCGUUGGUAAAUGGGUCGUUUACGAGGAAAAAAGUAUGUGGGUCGGAAUAAUUUAUGCUGGCACGUCACUCGGCACUGUAAUAUCGAUUCUCUCAUCUGGUCUCAUAAUGCGAUAUUUAAACUGGGAAUCGAUUUUCUACAUUCACGGAUUCCUGCCGCUCAUCUGGUGUCUCGUGUUCGCAUUUUUUUUCGCUGAUUAUCCCGAGGACCAAAAAUUCAUAAGUGAGAAAGAACGCAACCUUUUAAUCAAAUCUUACGGCCAUCGGAGCCCUGGAUCCACAAAUAUCCAAAUACCGUGGCGAGGAAUUUUCACUUCCGGCCCAUUUUGGGCCCUCAUGCUCACUAAUACACUCGGAAAUUUUUGCUGGUAUUUCUUACUCACACAAUUACCGCUGUACAUGAACAAAAUGCUCAGAUUUAAUAUUACCUCGAAUGCUGGAAUAAGCUGUAUUCCAUAUUUAAUAAAUGCUUUUACGAAUCCACUGCUGGGAAAAGUGUUGGAUAUAGGAAGAAAACGAGGCUACUGGACGCAGACGAAUGCACGAAAAACUGCCGUAGGAAUAAGUUGUAUUCCACCGAGUAUUCUACUGAUAGUGAUCGCGUAUAUUGGCUGUGAACGAAUCGCAACGACUGUCAUGUUAAUUCUCAGUAUAAUUAUUUGUGGAGCCAUUUUUGUUGGUCACCUCACCAAUCACAAUGAUCUCGCUCCCAAUUACGCUGGCAUACUUAUGGGAAUCACUAACACUCCUGGAACCAUAUCAGCUUUUGUGUUGCCAGCUUUGGUUGGGGCUAUCACAGCAGAGGGGCACACGUUUGCCAGGUGGCGCAUAAUUUUUUGGAUAAACGUAGCCGCCCAAAUGGCUGCGUUUUUCGUGUUCUUAUUUUUCGGCUCAGCUAAAAUCCAAGAUUGGAAUUACCCGGACGGCCAGCGCCCAACUGUUGAGAGCACAACCACAAAAGCAAAUGACAAUAAUCUCGAGUCAUUAAGUACAGAAAAAAAGUCUUGAAUAAUUUUUUGCCAUUUUAUUUUCUACGUCAGUGGAUUGAUUUUUCUUUCCGGUUUUUUUUCCUGCUUGAAAAAAUACCGAUAAUUAUCGGAAGUAGAGGCGAGUCAAGGAGCUUAAAAUACGCCCAUCGAGAGAGUACCACAAUUAGUGCAAGGGACCACCCGCGCUUUGAACAGCCAAUUAAGUCGCGAAAAAAAAUUGUAAUGAAAAGUAUAAAAAGGCAAGAACAAAUAAUGAAAAAAUUCAAUAAGAAACUAAAAAUCUCCUAAUUAGUUAUAAUUUCGUCCUCAUUCAUAUCGCCCGACUCAAGAAAAUCACUGAAAAUGAAUGAAAAAUGUACAAAAGAUAUUAAGAUUUUUAAAACAAUCUAUUUUUAUAUCUGCUUAGCACUUAAUUGAUUUUUUAAACUCUUCGUCUAUGAAAUAGAAAAUUAAAUGAAAUUCAGGAUCAAUCGGACUCAUCAGGCAUCGUAUUUGCUUGUCGAUUUAUUUAUUAAUUGCGAGUUUCUGUACCCGCAAGUAAUUGCGAAAUUGUUAAAAAUAAAAUUUAAGAAAAUAAUCGGUUAAA
Messenger RNA from Venturia canescens, 2758 nucleotides. Its product is annotated as sialin-like. Gene Ontology annotation, biological process: monoatomic anion transport; transmembrane transport. The coding region runs from base 737 to 2191 and encodes 484 amino acids. Lineage: Eukaryota; Metazoa; Arthropoda; Insecta; Hymenoptera; Ichneumonidae. The record is from RefSeq and is a predicted model, not a curated record. The transcript has 7 exons. Gene Ontology annotation, cellular component: membrane. Gene Ontology annotation, molecular function: transmembrane transporter activity.